This is a messenger RNA of Pseudogymnoascus verrucosus, 2078 nucleotides long. RefSeq lists its product as uncharacterized. Bases 134 to 2053 code for a protein of 639 amino acids. The transcript is spliced from 3 exons. NCBI's taxonomy places the organism in Eukaryota, Fungi, Ascomycota, Leotiomycetes, Thelebolales, Thelebolaceae. The record is from RefSeq and is a predicted model, not a curated record. Gene Ontology annotation, molecular function: oxidoreductase activity, acting on the CH-CH group of donors.
CCCUGUGGUGAUGAGAAGUGGUAUGGAAAGCAAUAAAUACAAAAUGGCGAGGCUCACAUUCCCAAGAACAUCAAAGUCCAAAAGAACAUUGGCGAAAUAGGACACAGCAUACCAACUUUUUACUUUUAUCACUAUGGCUCCGCCGUCUAGGCUCGCUGCCCCAUCUACUAUUGAUACUGGAUUCAUGCUCUCUGUCCCACAGUUAGAGAACCCAUAUACUUCCGAUGAUUCUUAUCAGCGUGUUCUUGAGUGGUAUCUUCCACUGUCUGUUUUGAAUACAGUGCGGCCUAAGCUCAGCCAGUUUGGCGAAGAAGCCAUAUCUGAGCAGAUCCACCAGUGGGUGGCCAACGCCGAAAAAGAGCAGCCGUAUGUGAAGACGCACGACGUCUGGGGAAAGCGGUAUCCAUACGAUCGACUGAUAACGAGCCAUGGUUGGAAAGAGAUUGGGAAAUGGGGAGCAAGAAAUGGAGUCAUGUCAUUGGCGUACGAGGGAACUUAUGGGCAUUAUUCUAGAAUCGUGCAACACGCAUUCAACUAUACAUACUCAGCUUCUUCUGCGGUCUAUUCUUGUCCAACUUCAAUGACCAGCGGUGCAGCACGUCUUAUGGCUAAGCAACUUCCUGGAUUACCAUUAGAACACCCAUUUCACGAAAUUUUCGACCGUCUUACAGCAAGAGAGAACCAUUGGGUUUCGAGUCAGUGGAUGACUGAACGGCCUGGAGGCAGUGACGUGCAAAACUCGGAGACGGUUGCCGUUUACUCGCCUCUCCCUCGAAAGACUGGGAAAUGUGGAAGAGUCGAUGAAGGCGAUUGGCUUGUCUCCGGUUUUAAAUUCUUCUCGUCGGCAACAGACUGCAAUAUUGCAUUGAUGCUUGCCAAAACUGAAUCGGGCCAGUUGAGUCUGUUUGUGGCACCAACCCGGAAAACCAUUCUCGACUCCAAUGGCAAGGAGAUAGAGGUUACGAACGGAGUGAGAAUCCAUAGGCUUAAAGUUAAGAUGGGGACAAAGCAACUUCCCACGGCCGAGCUCGAACUAAAAGAUGUCCGCGCAUGGCGUGUGGGCCCUGCUGAUCGUGGAAUCGCGACUAUUGCCCAACUUUUGAACGUAACUAGGACUCACAACUUUAUCACCGCACUCUCUUGCUGGCGCCGCGGAAUGGCGAUUGCCAAGUCAUUUGCGAAAACCCGAACAACUAUAAACCAACCUCUAGCAACGUUCCCAAUGCAUCUAAGAUUACUGUCUUCAAUGGAAGUGAAGCAUAGGGGCCUUCUACAAUUCGCCUUCUUUACCACCGCUCUACUAGGCUUCGCCGACGACAAGACUCCGGAGAAUCUACCAGCAUCAUAUGCCCCACUCCCAGAUGCAGGCGAGCAGAUGCAGGUUGUACUGCGGACUUUUACUGCAACCGCAAAGGCUGUCAUCUGCAAGGUAUCAACUGUGUGCCUUCAGGAGUGUCAAGAAGCAAUGGGAGGCGUGGGAUAUAUGGACGAGCCCGACGAGCCGGAACUCAAUGUCUCUCGUCUGUUGCGAGACACCGCUGCCAACAUGACCUGGGAAGGAACAACGAACGUCUUGAGUAGCGAAGUUGUCCGACAUUUACUUAACAAAAAUCACCUGGAUAUUUUUGGCGCUUGGAUCGAGCGUGCCAUUGGAUCAGUACGGGACAACAGGUUUAAGCAGGUCCUCAAUUCGGCCUGGAAUGCGCUUCGCCAGAGGCUUCUGGCCAAGAAGAAUAAGUUAUCCUUGGCAUUGGCUGAAGGACGGCAGAGCAUGUUUACGCUGGCAUGGAUUGUCAGUGGCACGUUACUUGCUGUCGACGCACAGCGUGAUGGGGAUGCUUCCGCUACAGAGAUAGCAAGGAGGUGGAUCCUCCACGGAGAAGGUGGGCUAGCAGAGUAUGUCUUUUCGGACAUCGUGUAUGGCAAUCUGCCAACCGAUGUUCAAGAUGAGGCAGAGCGAAGUAACUGGGAUUGUAGGCUAGUCUGGGGCACUGAUCUCCCAAAGGAUGCAGCAGUUGGGUAUCGUACUGACGCAAAAUUGUCUAAAUUAUAGACUACUUAUGCCCUCGAGAAGCCAU